AUGCCAAUAGUUUUGAUUGAUCAAGAUUCAGAUUCUGAUGCAACAAUUGUAGAACUAAGUUUUGGAGAUCGCCUUGGAGCUCUUAUGGACACGAUUAAGGCCCUUAAAGAUUUGGGCUUGGAUGUUGCAAAGGGAACUGUUACAACUGAGGGACCAAUUAAGCAAACGAAAUUCUUCAUCACACGAUCAGGCACUGGCCGCAAAGUUGAGGAUCCUGAUAUGCUAGAGAGAAUCAGGCUUACCGUCAUUAACAACCUUUUGAAGUAUCAUCCGGAAUCUAGUGAACGGCUUGCAAUGGGUGCAACUUUUGGAAUUAAAGCACCAGAGAAGAAGGUUAUUGUUGAUAUUGCGACCCAUAUACAUGUUAAGGAUGAUGAACCUAAGAGAAGUUUGCUUUAUAUAGAGGCAGCAGAUCGACCAAGCCUGUUACUAGAAAUCAUCAAGAUUAUGUCUGAUGUCAAUAUCAACGUGGAAUCCGCAGAGAUUGACACAGAAGGAUUGGUUGCCAAAGACAAAUUUUAUGUCAGCUACAGAGGGGCAGCUUUGAACAGUUCCUUAUCUCAGGUCCUGACAAACUGUCUACGUUACUACCUUUGA
Messenger RNA from Macadamia integrifolia, 597 nucleotides. Its product is annotated as ACT domain-containing protein ACR12. Gene Ontology annotation, cellular component: chloroplast thylakoid membrane; chloroplast stroma. NCBI's taxonomy places the organism in Eukaryota, Viridiplantae, Streptophyta, Magnoliopsida, Proteales, Proteaceae. The coding region runs from base 1 to 597 and encodes 198 amino acids. The record is from RefSeq and is a predicted model, not a curated record. The transcript has 8 exons.